Molecule: messenger RNA, 1908 nt
Organism: Drechmeria coniospora
Lineage: Eukaryota; Fungi; Ascomycota; Sordariomycetes; Hypocreales; Ophiocordycipitaceae
Exons: 6
Coding region: 1-1908 (635 amino acids)
Biological process (GO): regulation of Golgi organization
Cellular component (GO): cytosol
Source: RefSeq, a predicted model, not a curated record
AUGGAGGCGUCACCACUCACGCGGCAGUCUCCGCCCGAGGUCUUCACCCCCAAGAUUGUUCAGCUGUACUCGUCGCUCUUCAAGGACGACGAAGAUGGCGACAAGUCGGACGGUUUCUGGACCGAGUUUUUCCUGCUCCGACCAGAUCGACCAGCGCUGCAGACCAUACUGAACGAAACCAUCCCCUCUGACGUCCUGCUGCUCGAUAGUCACACCAGAGACCUCUUCUCUCGCGCAAUCGAUACCAUCAAAGCGGGCCAAGGUCUUGCCCCUCUGCAUGCCCUUGAUACCCUGACAACCUUUCUCUCCUGCUUGCUGUCCAAAAAGUACCCCCAUCCUAGCUCCGACAUCAUCUCCGUGCUGGCCGGGCUCGACCACAUCGACACUGUCUUUACGGAUUUUGUCAGCACCGUGGAUGACAUAAUUCGCAAUGGGGCGGACUUUGAACUGCGGCAAAAAGCCAUCGACGUGCUCCUGGCCGUGACCUCUGGCGCCUACCAGACGACGCUCCUCACCUACCUGAUCCAGAAAGAUCUAUUUCCUUCGCUCAUCAAGUUCAUCCACGAGUCGGAGUCGCCCGGCCACAUCUUGGGAGCCUUCACACUCGUCGGCCUCUUGGCGAAUUACAACAAGUUUGAAUUCCAAAACCCCUAUCAGCUGCGACUCAACGACUUUGUCAAGGAGUCUACCAUCCAGAAGAUAAUCCAGUGCGUCGGAGACACUUGCCAGGCCUUGCGAUCCGACUACGUCGCUGUUCAGGAUGAUGUCCCGGAAGGGUGGUCACUCAGCAACACGCUAAGCAUGGUCGGCCUCGGUGCCGUUGUUCCGGGGCAGAAAAGGGCCGAGAAGAAGGUCGUCCACGAUGCAGAGACGGCGAAGAAACUCCUUAGCAGCUUACCGGGAGAGAAUGCGGCCGUUCUGGUGGCGACGUAUGACUUUGGCCACGCAAACAAGCUCUUCUGCUUCAACCUCGUCACCAUGGCGCCGGCUGAAAAGGGAAAGGAGCGGCCCGUGUCGAGCUUCGUUUCCCUCACGUCGUACCUGCUGCAGCAUGCCCAUCUCUCGCAUCGUAGCGCCCACUACGCGCACCUGAACCUCAUGGUUUUUCGCCUCCUGGUGGAGGAUCCCGUCGUGUGCAAGAAGAUGUGCAGCGACGAAUCAAAGGGCACAGUGCGCCUCUGCCGACAACGGAAGCCCUUUCUGCCGCACGUCAAAGGGGAGCGAGUCUUGGCCACCUGUCUCCUCGACAGCAUGAUUGGUGGCAUUAGCCACAACCUGAGGCGGCGUCUGGAUGUCGGCCUUUACAAUCUAUGCGUCGGAAUCAUGCUGCGCAUCAUCUCGUACCUCUCACGCUCCCGGACGCGGCUCGACUACCACUGGUCCGAGUUUUUCCGCUCCCUCCUGUCGUUGAUUCGGUUCCUCACGACGUACACGGCGGACCUCAAGGGUCUGCCGCAGAUAGAUACACUCCUCGACCACGUCGUCAACCUUCUUGCGCUGUCCCUUUCCGCCGGCGAAGCAUUUCUGCCGACGCCGGCCGCGUACGACGAUCUCUUCUACAAGGUGGUCGAGUGCGGCGACGUGCUCACCAAGUUCAGGGAUAAUUACGGCUUGCAAAAGCGUAAGAACAGCUCGAUAGACACGCUCAUCAGCGUCAGCACCCACUACAAGCAGAUGCUCACGUCCAAUGGUGGCUCCACCAAGAAGGCUAGCAACCUGACGACCUUUCAGGUUGUCGAGGUCAUCAAGCAGGGCUAUGAGACGCUGAGCAUUCAAGCCAAGGAAGGGCUCGACACGUGGGAUAGAUUCCGCGAGGCGGAUGAAAGAACGUUGCUGAAGAAGAUGGCGAGGACGUCGGUCGGUGAUGUGAGGGUCAUGGUGGAGCGGAGCGGCAAGCUCAAUACCUAA